Melanotaenia boesemani (Boeseman's rainbowfish) is the source of this 1463-nucleotide messenger RNA. RefSeq lists its product as uncharacterized. Lineage: Eukaryota; Metazoa; Chordata; Actinopteri; Atheriniformes; Melanotaeniidae. The coding region runs from base 399 to 1184 and encodes 261 amino acids. The transcript is spliced from 8 exons. The record is from RefSeq and is a predicted model, not a curated record.
CGUCGAGGGGCGUUCACAAUCACAGACUGUGUCCGCACGUCUGUUGUAAAGGGCGUGGAUGUUGUAUUAUUAUUAUCAUUUGCAGCUUUGGGCAACCGCACGGACCCUCCGGGGCUUAAGGAUGUAUCAGCGCGCCCCUGCAUGAGAUCUUCGUUAGAUGAGAUGGAACAAUAAAUUUCUGGAUGAGCAAGCGAUUUUUAUUUACCUACCCGAGCGUUUGAUACACGAACGCACCACCCUGCGAUAGAUACUUCCAAACAAAUGCAGUCAAAUAAACAGAGUAUGUUUUCCUCUAGCUUCAUCUAGCACGUUGCAUGCGCUUUCUUGUGCUUCAUAUGGCUUUUAACAGCAGGACGAAAUAAGAAGAAAUGUGUUAAUCACAGCCGGUUCAGACAGAUAUGGCAGGAAGCACAUCGGAACCCCUCUGUCAGCCGUGCAUUUAUCAUGAACGCUUUAAAGUGGAGCUACAGGUAAGGAGACCUCUGAUGCCAGUCCGGCUGAGUCCAGAGCAGGUGGGCCUGGAGAUGCUGUGUCUCUGUGGGCAACUGGACCUCCUCAUCAGGGCGCAGACGCAGCAGUUCCAGGAGCAGCUGGGACAAGGUUGCAGCCCAGAGGAGUCUGACACCUUUCAGGCUCAAGGAUCAGAGAUUCUCAACCAGAUGCUGCAGUGCCUUGAACAUCUACCAAAGCCUAUGCCACAGCUGGAGGACUACCUGGACAUGGUGGGUCUGUCAGCCAUGUUUCCUCGUGUAGAAGUGUUCCUCAUUCAAGGCAGUCCUGUUGAUAUGCUGGAGAGGCCACAGAUGGACGAAUAUUUCUUCCACAUCGCCAAACUGAACCAGCUGCUGGUGCUGAGUCAGCAGUUGGAAGAGGAUAUCAGACACCUUGGUAGUCAUAAGUACAUCGCUCACCAGCUCUCGGUUAUAUAUCAAGUCAUCAGCUCUUUCAGGGGAAUUCAGGUCUUUUCAGAAAUAAAGAAGAACAUCGAGGCCAACUUCAAACAGAUGAAGCAGUCUCUGGUGGCAGAAGAAGGCUGCAGACACGAACCUCAGCUGGCUGCUCAUUACAUUAACUGGAUAUUAGAAAUAACUCAAAGCCUAAUGUCGGUGGUUUUGUCACUACCAGAGGAGCUGAUGGAGGACCUUCAUCCAGCCAUCGCAUUCAUGUCCCAGUUCCUGCCCUGACUCACCCAACAAAGUCACCUACUUUUCUAUGAACUGAUGAUAUGACGUUAAAAGGUGCUAAACAAUAUUAUUCAACGGAAAUAAUGAUGGGAUAAAAUCACCUGUUUUAGUUGCAGUUCAUAUGGAUCUUUUUUCUUUCUUUUUCUGAAUGUGACUCAUGUUAGACCCUUUGAUGAUUCAGAUGUUUUGGGACUGAAUCCCUUAUUGCAGUGCUGAGAUUACAGCUAUUCAUUUCUUUUUUUUUUAACCUAAAGUGGAAAAAUAAAUGGAAUCCCAUUG